GAGAUGACGGACGCAUUUGAUGAAACACAGGAAAUAUCAAAGGAAAAAUAUCUUUGUUUACAUUGGUCCGAAGAAGCAGGAAACGCUUCAAUUUGAUUCGUUUAGAAAUGAUCUAGGCACGUUUUCUUGUUGAAUCACUUUUUUACAAACAAUGAAAAACGAUCCAACUGUCUUGUUGAGUUAGAUCUCUGGAGCAUGGUGAUGAUGUCAGCUUGUUACGAUGGUAGCUAGCUAGCUAUCUCGACGUUAGCAACACUCAGUCGCUAACUAAACAGUUCACGGAGGACGACUGACUAUGAUUUUUGACCUCCGAUGUUAUUAAGAAAUUAAAAGAUUUAUAAACGUUUUAAAAAAAAAAAAAAAAAAAUGGAUAUCAGUCUAACAGUUUCCCUAAUGCAGGGCCAGAUGGGAACCGUGAUAGAGAGAGCGGUGAGUGCCGCCGUUGAGACGGUGUUAGGGGAGAUGCUAAAGGUGGUCGGUAUUAAAUUCGACGAGCUGAAGAGGGAGGUCGCAGCAAAAGAAAAAGAGACCGAGAGCAUCAGACAGAUGCUGGACAUAUCCCGAUCUCAGAUGAAGACAAUGCGGAAGUAUAUGAACGCUCUGGGUGCCAGGCAGCAGGAGAACUCUGCCACUUACCAGACCAACCAGACUACAGCAUUCGGCCAUUCGGAUCCGCAUAGAUCUCACGGUUCCUCAGCGGCUGCAUCCGAGGCAGCACAGUCCUCGGGUUUAACACAACCACAUAGAAGGACGGUUACAAACACACACAUUCCCAUUACAACCAAUGGAAACGUACAGUCAAGGAAUCAAAUCACUAUCACCCUACCCUCUGAUAACUUGGCCAGAUCCUCCCAACCUUCUGAGAGUAUUAUCAGGGCCACAUCAUCGUUUGACAGCCAUGAUGACCUGACUGCCACGGUCUCACAAGCUCUGGAGGGCCCAUCAUUGAUCACCACUGUCUCUGCAAUAAACAGUUCAUCAGAGCACCUGGAACCUUUGAAAGAGGAGUCCCCAGCCCCCCUAGACCCCGAGGUGUCUGAUGAGAGCCAGAGGAGGGAGGAGGAAGAAGAGUGGACCACCGUUACACAGCCACCACCAGAGACCAGCACAGACCCUGGAGACCAGCUGGUCCUCUCCCCACCCAGGACUGACGGAGCAGAUUGCUUCGCCACCACGGCUGCUGGGAUUGCCCGGCAACCAUCCCAGUUCCUGUCCCAGCCUCAGCUCCAGGUGAAAGAGGAGGAAGCCGAGGUGGAGAUCAUCUGUAUCAAGCAGGAACCCGAGGACGUUGAGAGUCUCCUGUUCAACCUGGCCGCUGAGGUCCUCAACUCCCAGGGCAACCUUUUAGACAGGCACACUCAGGGGAACCUCCUGGACUGUCACAGGACAGUACUCUCACAGGGCCAGAGAGACAGGACAUUACCCUCACAGGGCCAGAGAGAGAGGACAGCUACCCGUCCCUCACAGAGCCAGAGGACAUCAACAGAGAACACAGUGUUCAGCUCAGCCAGCACUUGUACAUAUGGGCUGUCCCAGCCAGUGAUGUCAAUGUCACGCGGAGUUGCUCCCAGGCCAAUGGCGCGUCCGUGGCCCGAGGAGUUUAAAAUGAGACGAACUGAGCUCAGGAGGAGGAGCCAGACCCGUCGGAGAGAGAUGGAGAAGAACCUUCCCCAGCCUCUAUUAGCUGACCUGGUGAAGGAGAGACGGGAGAAGACCCGGCUCAGAGUGGCCCGCUGGAGAGCCAAGAGGAAGCUGCAGGCCUGCCUACUGACUCAGAUGAGCCAGGCUGGACCGGGUCUGGGCCAGGGGAACAGUGGGCUUGGGAAUCGUAGCCCGAUUAGCCACAAAACCACAGGCCCAACUCAGACACAGCAGAGGAACCGUUCUGCCGUCUCUCAAUCUCAGUACAAUAACAGUUUUGUGUACAACAGAAGUCACUGUGAGACUGGUAACAUUGACUACCCUUCAUUCCAGUUCAACUCUUCCUCUGUCAUGCUGGGACAACAUGGAGGACACAAUAUGUUAGAGUCUGUUAUGCAGCCUGCGAUGAUGUCAUCCUCACAGCAGGACCUUUCACUGACUGACUCAGAGCUCUACCAGUAACAGGAGGACAAUGUACCAGUUCUACUCUACCAGUACCAGUUCUACUCUACCAGUACCAGUUCUACUCUACCAGUAACAGGAGAACAACAGUACCAGUUCUACUCUACCAGUACCAGUCUACCAGUACCAGUUCUACUCUACCAGUAACAGGAGAACAACAGUACCAGUUCUACUCUACCAGUACCAGUCUACCAGUACCAGUUCUACUCUACCAGUAACAGGAGAACAACAGUACCAGUUCUACUCUACCAGUAACAGUCUACUCUACCAGUACCAGGAGAACAACAGUACCAGUUCUACUCUACCAGUACCAGUUCUACUCUACCAGUAACAGGAGAACAACGGUACCAGUUCUACUCUACCAGUACCAGUUCUACUCUACCAGUACCAGUUCUACUGUACCAGGAGAACAAUGUACCAGUUCUACUCUACCAGUACCAGUUCUACUCUACCAGUACCAGUUCUACUCUACCAGUACCAGGAGAACAACAGUACCAGUUCUACUCUACCAGUACCAGGAUAUCCAGUCAGAGGACAUUUGUUUUGUGGAGUAUUGUAAGGCAUGUGGUGCUCUACUUUGGACAAGGGCCUUUUUGGCUUUCUAGGGAAUACAUUGACUUAUGGGACACAACCUAUUCCUUCUGGCUGGGCUAAUAACAUGAGAUAUUUCACAUGGAAUUGUGUGAAUGCAAAAUUAUCUAACUGUCUAAGACAAAUGCAUUUAAAUGUGCUUUUAUUUUAGGAUAAUAGCCUAAUAAUUAUUUAAUUGCUAUAAAAAAAAAUGCCCCAAAUGUUUUGUUGUUCAACAAUUCUUUAUUAAAGUACAUUAUUUAUGUUAAAAUAGAGUAAAUGACCAUCCUUACAUACUACAUUACCUGAUUAACUGCUAGGAUCAUAACAUGGAGGGGUACUGUACUGUACUGAAUAACUGCUAGGAUCAUAACAUGGAGGGGUACUGUACUGUACUGAAUAACUGCUAGGAUAAUAACAUGGAGGGGUACUGUACUGUACUGAAUAACUGCUAGGAUCAUAACAUGGAGGGGUACUGUACUGUACUGAAUAACUGCUAGGAUAAUAACAUGGAGGGGUACUGUACUGAUUAACUGCUAGGAUCAUAACAUGGAGGGGUACUGUACUGUACUGAAUAACUGCUAGGAUAAUAACAUGGAGGGGUACUGUACUGUACUGAAUAACUGCUAGGAUCAUAACAUGGAGGGGUACUGUACUGUACUGAAUAACUGCUAGGAUAAUAACAUGGAGGGGUACUGUACUGAAUAACUGCUAGGAUCAUAACAUGGAGGGGUACUGUACUGUACUGAAUAACUGCUAGGAUCAUAACAUGGAGGGGUACUGUACUGUACUGAAUAACUGCUAGGAUCAUAACAUGGAGGGGUACUGUACUGAAUAACUGCUAGGAUCAUAACAUGGAGGGGUACUGUACUGAAUAACUGCUAGGAUCAUAACAUGGAGGGGUACUGUACUGUACUGAAUAACUGCUAGGAUCAUAACAUGGAGGGGUACUGUACUGAAUAACUGCUAGGAUCAUAACAUGGAGGGGUACUGUACUGUACUGAUUAACUGCUAGGAUCAUAACAUGGAGGGGUACUGUACUGAAUAACUGCUAGGAUCAUAACAUGGAGGGGUACUGUACUGUACUGAUUAACUGCUAGGAUCAUAACAUGGAGGGGUACUGUACUGUACUGAUUAACUGCUAGGAUCAUAACAUGGAGGGGUACUGUACUGAAUAACUGCUAGGAUCAUAACAUGGAGGGGUACUGUACUGAAUAACUGCUAGGAUCAUAACAUGGAGGGGUACUGUACUGUACUGAAUAACUGCUAGGAUCAUAACAUGGAGGGGUACUGUACUGAAUAACUGCUAGGAUCAUAACAUGGAGGGGUACUGUACUGAUUAACUGCUAGGAUCAUAACAUGGAGGGGUACUGUACUGAAUAACUGCUAGGAUCAUAACAUGGAGGGGUACUGUACUGAAUAACUGCUAGGAUCAUAACAUGGAGGGGUACUGUACUGUACUGAUUAACUGCUAGGAUCAUAACAUGGAGGGGUACUGUACUGAAUAACUGCUAGGAUCAUAACAUGGAGGGGUACUGUACUGAAUAACUGCUAGGAUCAUAACAUGGAGGGGUACUGUACUGAAUAACUGCUAGGAUCAUAACAUGGAGGGGUACUGUACUGUACUGAAUAACUGCUAGGAUCAUAACAUGGAGGGGUACUGUACUGUACUGAAUAACUGCUAGGAUCAUAACAUGGAGGGGUACUGUACUGAAUAACUGCUAGGAUCAUAACAUGGAGGGGUACUGUACUGAAUAAGUGCUAGGAUCAUAACAUGGAGGGGUACUGUACUGAAUAACUGCUCCCAUGCCAAGCAUUUUUUUUUUUCCUUGGGCAAACUUUGUUAAUAUUGUUGAAUCUAAAAUGUAAUUUAUACUCUUUCUGCAACUGUAUUUAAAUAAAUGUGAAUAUAUAAUCUGA
Molecule: messenger RNA, 4593 nt
Organism: Salmo salar (Atlantic salmon)
Lineage: Eukaryota; Metazoa; Chordata; Actinopteri; Salmoniformes; Salmonidae
Source: RefSeq, a predicted model, not a curated record